UUGGCAUAUUUUAAUUUGCAUAUUUCCUUCAUACAGGAAAUAAUUUAAUCGUUGUUAAUAAAUAAAUUAGCAGAUUAAAAAUUAAAUGCAUAAUGGACGAAAAAACUUAUGAUAUAAUAGACUGGAAGUCAUGCGAAAGUUUUUCCGUUUCUUCCAAAGAUGACGAGGGAUACAACAGUUAUCAUCUGCCGCGGUACAAUCCGUUUGUUAAAGAUGAAAUAGCUUCUACUACUGAUAUAGUUUUUCCUACUCUUUUUCAUGAUAAAGUUAGCGAAACAAGUAUUGUUACUAUUGACGAAAACGAAAUGAGUACACUGCACGCAUUAGAUCAGAUCGAGGCUAAUCCAGAUCAGCUUGAACAACAAAAUAUGUAUCAAAAAGUGGCAAACUGGAUGCACAAUCAGCGUAAAUAUUUUCGGCAUGUCGAAAGAGUGAUAGAAGACGACGAACUAGAAAUGAUAGAUCCUGUUGAUUUAUUUCACGAGUCUAUUCUUAAAGACUAUUGGCUCAUCACCGAAACAGAAUCUGAAAGAAGAAUUUUGUUGCGUGACUUUUAUUCUUAUCGACAUCAUAUCGAGUCCAUCGAACAAGGUUUGAUUACUAACGAAUUUAAGUUCAUUCGAGAACCUCCUGCAAAAAAAGAGAUGGAACUUGUUCCUAUUAAAGACUUUCAUUUAUUUCAUAAGUUAUCGAAAAGAAAAAAGAAAAAAAAACACGACGACGAUUCAUCUUCCUUGUCGUCUUACAUCGAAAAAACUGAAGAAAGCAUCGAUUUUCUUGGUGUUCCUCGGUUAUUAGAAAACUACGUUGUACUUAACCGAGAAGGUUACGCUAUUAAUGUAAACGAACAAAAAGACAUCUGGCAUUUUCCUUUAGACGAACAUAUUGUUGAAAAUAAAAAUGAUGAUGACGAUGAUAAAAAUUUUGAUAUCGAAUUUCUAUCUUCGUGGUUUUCGGAUGUCUAUCAAGAUAUACUUACUGACGAUCAGAGAACAACUUUUACAAUUAAUACUGACAUUUUUGAAAAAGUGACAGUUAUAUCAGUUAGUCAAGCUAGUGACGAAGAGAUAUGGGAAGAUGCUCCCGACAUUCCUCACUGGCUGGAUGACGAAAAUCAGGAUUUAGAAUUAUUUAAUCAACCAAGUAAACCUUUAUACUAUUACCGAGAUAGAAUUAAAGGGUGUUAUCGUAUCAUAGGUGUUGAAGAUGAAACGGUAAUUUUAUUUUCAGGAAAUGACGACGACACAAUAUUUUACCCUAGCGAAGAGUGGGGAGUUGAACAUUUACCCGAUAACGCAGUUGCGUUAAAACAAAACAUUUCACUCGAAUGUAACAUCACGUCACUUGUUGACUUGAAAAAUGACUCUGGGAUAGAAGAUGAUGAUGUUAUUACUGAUGAAUCUACUUUAUCUAAUGUCUCCAGUAAAACUGAUUUUGAUCCCAGUCUGACAAAUAAACAGAAUUUUAUAAAAGCAUUUUUUCAAAAAAAAUUUAAAUGGAUUAUUAUUUCAGUUGUUACACUGUUUGCUUUGUUUGGUUUUAUAAACGAAGUUAGUUUUAAAGUCCUACACAGUGAAUGUCAUUUCUUUAGUUGGUUAACAAAUACCACAUAAUAUGUAA
Hydra vulgaris (swiftwater hydra) is the source of this 1620-nucleotide messenger RNA. RefSeq lists its product as uncharacterized. The record is from RefSeq and is a predicted model, not a curated record. NCBI's taxonomy places the organism in Eukaryota, Metazoa, Cnidaria, Hydrozoa, Anthoathecata, Hydridae.